Fonsecaea erecta is the source of this 396-nucleotide messenger RNA. RefSeq lists its product as hypothetical. The record is from RefSeq and is a predicted model, not a curated record. Bases 1 to 396 code for a protein of 131 amino acids. NCBI's taxonomy places the organism in Eukaryota, Fungi, Ascomycota, Eurotiomycetes, Chaetothyriales, Herpotrichiellaceae. The transcript has a single exon.
AUGCUCACCCAGACCCAACCCCGGACUCAUCACACUCACCUGGCACUGUCUCGAAAAGAAUCACGGACGCAGAUACCGCAGGAGAACUGCGUGUACCUGGCAAUCGCGCUGAUGGGUGGCAUGAUCCUCGUCACGCGACCGGUGCUGGUGCUACUGGCUUUCCUGCUCGUCGGGUACGGCCGGCUGUACCACAUCGAGCAGCACGACGACAAGUCGGAGAGGAGGCUGUUCUCGCACGAGCCUCGUCGCUCGGGAGCGGAACACUCUCUGCACCUAGGACCUGGACCCGGUCACCAGGGGCACGAGCAGAAGCGAGCAGGUUUGCAUGAGCUUGCCAAGGCAUUGAACCUCCCGAAAGUGAGGGUUGAGGGGGACAAGAAAUGGCAUCUGCAUUGA